AUGUGGGUGGGUUUGUGUAUUUGUAUAUGUGUUACGUAACUGUGCAAGUAUACAAGUGUGUGAAUGCGUGUACAUGUAUGUAAACAUUUGUGUAUGACGUGUGCUUGUAUAAAGAGAAAUAGCUGUUCUGACACAGUGGCUUGGAUAGACUAAUGGCGACAACGUGUUCUUUGCCUCGCUCGUCCUCCAGUGUGAUACGGCGGAAACAGUAUGCAGGGUGAAAGUGAAGUGCACUGUACUGUGUAAUGACGGUGCCACUGUUUCGGUGACGUAGUUACUUAAGGUACUAUUAUACUGUGCGCUGAGACCUUUAUGUGAAUCUUAUUACGUUCGUUAGCGUUGUUAAUCACAUCGAUACAAACCUACUGUGUACAUCGUUGCUAGUAAUUCACAUUAAUGAAACACGAUAAACAAAUGCUAAACGGUGAAAAGACAAAAUGAUUUUCAACACAGAAGAAUACUUGAAAUGUGAAGAUGAGUUCUUUCACAAUAGCUUGCUCCCGGGAACGUACUCGACAGCAAUAAACGGGCGAAAAAACAACAGGAGGAUUAUUGCACAAGAGAGCGGCUUGCAAUUGAAACUAAGGGUGUGCCGGUGAACUGCAGACACUGUUAGAGCAAACGGCAACUGCUAUUUUUUCCACCGAGGGCUAAAAGGGGUAGGCGUGAACAGCGCUGCCCCAAGAAGCCAAGACACACUCACUCUUGUCCAUGUUUCCAGCACAGCCCGAGGACUGGACCAAGCCGUCGCGAACGAGGGACCCGACGGGCACUAACCUGGAGCGCCCCGCCCCUCCCACCCCCGCGCCCACCACUCCCUCCCCGCGGCCCCCCUCCGCUGCCCAGCCCCGCCACCACCUCCGCCGCAAUUACCAUCCUUACGUCUCCUCCUCCGCCUCCGCCUCCGCCUCCGCCAUCUCCAGCCCUGCCAGACCCCGCGUCCCCGUGUGCAAGGAGCCGUCCGCGGUCAAGGUGUGCGUGGACCUCGACACCACUCAAUGGUACAAGCCUCCCCGGCCUCCCAAGGACAAGAUUCGACGAAUGAAGUCCUCGCCAGCUGACGAAACCACGCCGCUGCUCUGGGCCCCUUCCAAGGACGCGCAGGGGGAUCCCUUGUGGAGACGCUCCUAUACUGAUUCUGAAGGUGAGAAAGACCGCGGUAGCACGACAAGCUCCACGCGCAUGCGCAUUAAAGGCGACCGCGACAAGAUGACGAUGAGGAGCGAGGCGCUGAGAUACUGGCGCUCCAUACAUAACAAGUACUCGCUCCUCAAUGGGUUCACUCGACAACGACGCAACGCAAUGGUAAAGAAGCAGCGCCAGAGGAUUAAGGACAGGAACAACAUGUCCAUCGUGUUCGUCCUUGUGUUCUUGUUGGUGUUCCUGGCGAUCCUCAUCGCCGAGGUGUUCUUCAUCGACGAGCACCGGUCGGGGAUGCUCUUCAUGGGCAAGCGCCCGCAGGACUUCGACUCCAUGGGCGACAUCCCUGACUACUUCAUGGACGACAAGAAGCUCGUGGGGCAGCUGGAGAUCGACACGUACAGGCGGCAGGAGCUGUCCGUGAAAGGCAAGACGGGCAACGAGGAGCGCUUCUUCAGGAAGAACGUGGACGAGACGCACCUCAUGGCCAGAGUGACGGGGAAUCUGGUCAAGUCCGUCCACGGCAUCGCCAAGGUGGACUGGCUGAAUAUGCUGGGCUUGAAGGAAGUGGACUACUUCGGCAACAACAGCACGGCGACGGACGGCCAGUGGGAGCCGGUCUACCACACCAAACACAAGUUCUUCGUCUACUCGGCCUACUACGACGACCGCAAGGGCAGGAUCAUCAGGGUCAUCGGGGCCACGCAGACCAAGAAGAGCGACCGCGUAUGGUGCAAAUACUGGUACUCGAACUCCAGCACGCUGAUCGUCAACGGCGCCAUCAAGAUCAUCCGAGAGAACUGGAACCUGAAGUUCUCGGCGUGCUUCAUCGCGUGUCCGCUGACCAUCUACAAGAACGGGAAGCAGCCGAUUCCGCCGCCCGAGAGCGUGUCGGUCAUGGCGGACCCCGGCGGGAACGCCACCAACAAGCUCCGCGUCAUGAACCUCGACGUCAACAAGGAGGGGGUGCGAGACAGCUUCGCCGUGUGCGUGAAGCCUCUGCAUUUCGACUAUAACAACGUGAAUCAGAUGAUCGAGUUCAUCGAGCUCAACAAGAUUCUGGGCGUGGAGCACUUCACUCUGUACAACCACACCAUCGGCAAGGAGGUGGACUGCAUCCUCAAGUCGUACGCGGACCAGGGCGUCAUCAACAUCUUGCCUUGGAAACUCGACAUGAAGUCACAGAAGGAAAUCCGGACGGAGGGUCUCUUCGCCGCCCUCAACGACUGCCUCUAUCGCUACAUGUACCAGUACAAGUACAUUCUAAUGAUCGACCUGGACGAAUACAUCGUGCCCCACACCAACACGAGUCUGCCAGAGCUGAUGCGGUACCUGCACACCAAGGCCGACGCGAGAAAGAUCGGGGCCAUUAGCUUCCAGAACUCCUUCUUCUACCUGCAGUGGCCGGACGACCCGAACAGCGCGUCUCUGCCUCCUCUCGUCACGCUCAGGAAGACCCGCCGGCGCCAGAGGUUCCACCCGCACAAGCAGAGGUCGAAGUACAUUGCCGUCCAGCCUUUCGUCGUGGAAGCCGGAAACCACUUCGUCUGGGAAUUUCUCCCUGGGAAGGGCACGCUCAACGUCCCCAACGAGGUGGCCUUCUUGCACCACUACCGCGUGUGCGAGUUCGGCGGCGACGACUGCGUCAGGAACCCCCGGACGACCGACGUCUCCAUGUAUCGCUACAAGGACCGGCUCGUCAAGUCCUACUCGACCAACAUGGCUCAGCUCGGCAGGGUGUGUGGCGUUGAGGCGUCCAGCAAGGAAAAGGCAUUAUGGACUCUGCAGUAAAGCGUUUCAGCCAUCGCUUGGUAAACAUUUUAUUAAUGAAGCCACGAUAAAGCAAAUGUUUAAACAAUAUCACAUUAUGUUAUAUACAAUAUAACUUGCGAUGUUAUAAGUAACUGCCAUAUGUUUUAUUAUAAAAAAAGUAAAUGACAAUGCGUUUUAGUCCGGAACUAAAACCAAAAGCGAGAACAAAACAAAAUGAAACUAUUUAUCUUUUAACUUAGAUAAAACAAUUUCGUCGCUACUUGUAAGAAAAAAAACUUUAUUCGAAAGUUAUGAAAUACUACAUUAUAAAACUAAAGUACGCAGACGUAAUAACGCGAACCAAACAAAAAAGAAAAAAAAAAUGAAAAGAAAAGAAAAGAAAAAACGCCCUAUCAGUUUUGCCUUUCAUUAACAACAUCGAAUCUCCUUAAGGGCAUACACUAGCUACUGUCAUUCGCUCAAGGACAAACGUAAGAGUCGAAUUCAGCGACCGCUAUUUCUGCCUUCACUUGAAAUCUGAUGUUCAUUUGUUUCCUUUGUUUAUAUUGGACAUCGCUGCGCAAGGUUCCCGGAUGAGGCUGAUUCGCUCUAUGCUUGUCUUUUUUUUCGAUGAAUUCGAUGAAUGUCGAAACUCUCCCUUUUCUUAUACUUGCUAAUCACUCCAGGUCUUUUAUUUCGCUUUUUCCUUGCCUUCUCUCUACUAAUUCAGAAAGAAAAAAAAACAGAAAACGUAAGAUGAUAGUUAACAAGUGCUGUUGAAUUAGGGUAAUUAGGUAAAACAGAGGCUGACAUUGUUUUUGUUCCAUCAGCCCCUUUUUUGUGAUAAGUGGACAAAAUGGCCUGAGGGAUGUUAACUGUGAUCAUUAGAAAAAAAAAAGAGAAUACAGAUCAUACUAUAUUUUGGGAUUCGAAAAUAUUUUUGAUUCUAGAACUUCUUUUAAGAAACGCCACAUGUAGUGUAGGUGAACAGCAUAUGCCAGCUACCGUCAGAUAUAACAAAAUAUUUGUAUAAAAAAGAAAAGAGUUCGUUCCCGUCAGUAUGAUCAGUAGACUUGAAAGUAAGAGAGCAAGAUGAAAUUGAAAGUAUGCAUGUAUUAGAAGAAAAAAAAAAAGUGUGAGAUAGAGACCGCUGUCCCAAAAUGCGGUUUCCAGCUGGUGUUAUUUUCGGGGGUGGGGGUAUGGGAGAGGGGGUGAGGGUGGGGGUGGGGGAGGGGGUAGUGGAUGGGGGGUGGGGUAACGGGGAGGGUAUAUUGCGGGAAUGUUCUCAUUAUUCUUAUUCUUUGUAAUUUGCGAUUCUGUGUGCUCAACUGUGAUUUAGCGCAAAUUUUAUCAAGUAGUGGAUAGGAUGCCAAUAACCUUUCAUUUUACAAGCUUUAAAUCCCAUGCGUUGCAACUUCAUAAAUCUAUUUUUGGCUUAUCGAUACACUAGAUCUAUGGAGUCAAGUCCUUUAUCUUCGUCUUUCCCUAAAUAUUGGAGAAACAAACUAACUAAAUUCAGUUCACGCACAAUCCAAAAUUAUGCAUAUCACACCAUUUCACCAUCGAAGGGAAGGCACUAUCUGCAAUAUUAGAAUCUGUGCAAUAAAUUGGUUUAAGAAAUAAAACACUAUUGUUCAACCAAAGCUUUUGAGAUUGGCCAAAGAUAUUCGAGGACUAAUAUUUGUCUUCGUUUUAACCCUCAGAAGCAUGGUACCCACAUGUUAUUCAUUAGUGUUGUUAAAGACCACGAAAGAUUGAAAGUUACUGCAAGAAAAAUAAAAUAAAACAAAGAGUUCAGACAUCAGGCGUAUUGAACGUGGUUAUGUCGAUAUUACAUAUGCAAAUAUAACUUUCUUAAUCGGAAGCACGGCUAUUAAGGCCUUUUUUUCAUAUUAUUUGAACUAUAUUCAAUAUUUACGUUUUUGGUGCUGCCAUAAUUUGCGAUAUUUCACCCCCCAAUGUUUUACAAUCGAGGAAAGAAUUUUAUAUAAAUGGAAUUAAAAUGUUCUGCUAAU
Messenger RNA from Penaeus chinensis, 4907 nucleotides. RefSeq lists its product as uncharacterized. The transcript has 8 exons. The coding region runs from base 712 to 2931 and encodes 739 amino acids. The record is from RefSeq and is a predicted model, not a curated record. NCBI's taxonomy places the organism in Eukaryota, Metazoa, Arthropoda, Malacostraca, Decapoda, Penaeidae.